CAGCCAGGUAAGGCAAAAGAGAGAGGGCGGAAGCAGCGGCAGAGCGGAGAGGGAGAGAGAAGAGCAUAUAUGGGCAUGGCGAUGCCCUUUGCCUCCCCGUCUCCGGCAGCCGACCACCGCCCCUCCUCCCUCCUCCCCUUCUGCCGCGCCGCCCCUCUCUCCGCGGCGGGGGAGGACGCCGCGCAGCAGCACGCGAUGAGCGGCAGGUGGGCCGCGAGGCCGGCGCUCUUCACCGCGGCGCAGUACGAGGAGCUGGAGCACCAGGCGCUCAUAUACAAGUACCUCGUCGCCGGCGUGCCCGUCCCGCCGGACCUCCUCCUCCCCCUGCGCCGAGGCUUCGUCUUCCACCAGCCACCCGCCCUUGGGUACGGGCCCUACUUCGGCAAGAAGGUGGACCCGGAGCCCGGGCGGUGCCGGCGUACGGACGGCAAGAAGUGGCGGUGCUCCAAGGAGGCCGCCCCGGACUCCAAGUACUGCGAGCGCCACAUGCACCGCGGCCGCAACCGUUCAAGAAAGCCUGUGGAAGCGCAGCUCGCGCCCCCGCCGCACGCCCAGCCGCAGCAGCAGCAGCAGGCCCCCGCGCCCGCUGCUGGCUUCCAGAACCACUCGCUGUACCCGUCGAUCCUCACCGGCAACGGCGGCGGCGGGGUAGGUGCUGGUGCUGGUGGUGGCACGUUCGGCCUGGGGCCCACCUCUCAGCUGCACAUGGACAGUGCCGCUGCCUACGCGACUGCUGCCGGUGGAGGGAGCAAAUAUCUCAGGUACUCUGCAUACGGGGUGAAAUCUCUGUCGGACGAGCACAGCACGCUCUUGUCGGGCGGCAUGGAUCCGUCGAUGAUGGACAACUCGUGGCGCCUGCUGCCAUCCCAAACCAACACAUUCCAAGCCACAAGCUACCCUGUGUUCGGCACGCUGAGUGGGCUAGACGAGAGCACCAUCGCGUCGCUGCCGAAGACCCAGAGGGAGCCCCUCUCUUUCUUCGGCAGCGACUUCGUAACCGCCGCCAAGCAGGAGAACCAGACGCUGCGCCCUUUCUUCGACGAGUGGCCCAAGUCGAGGGACUCGUGGCCGGAGCUGGGCGAGGACAGCAGCCUCGGCUUCUCGGCCACCCAGCUCUCCAUCUCCAUUCCCAUGGCGACCUCCGACUUCUCCAACACCAGCUCCAGAUCGCCGGGUGGAAUACCGUCGAGAUGAACGAGUACCGUGCAUGUGGAUCCCAGCGUCUUAGGGUUGACGACUCUUCGGUGCUGGCCUCGUCGUAUCAUGCUCCUAAAUUUUCGAACGAUAUAUGCCUUAUGUAACGCUAUUUCUCUCAUUGUUACAACACCCUUUACCCGUUUGGAAUUGUGUUGAAGUGGAUGGUCUGCGUUGCUC
Molecule: messenger RNA, 1374 nt
Organism: Zea mays
Lineage: Eukaryota; Viridiplantae; Streptophyta; Magnoliopsida; Poales; Poaceae
Product: growth-regulating factor 5-like
Biological process (GO): regulation of DNA-templated transcription; DNA-templated transcription; developmental process
Cellular component (GO): nucleus
Molecular function (GO): ATP binding
Source: RefSeq, marked provisional